AUGUUGCAUCAGUCUAUACAAUCAAUAGACCCUGUAAGUUCACUCCAACACACCAUGGGAGAAAGAAUGAAUUCCACCCCUAAAAUUAACAACAACGAUAGAGAGUUUGACUUUGAAUGGGAUCCACUGGAGGAAUUCUCCAGAUGGUCCUCCUUUUAUCAAAGAAUACCCUCCAACACAGAACCAUCCACGACCAGUAGUGAUGCUGACUCGUUCCCCAGAAACAUAAUGACAUUCGAUAGUCCGACGUCAAGCACAUCAAGCUAUAUGCUACCACAUAAGUGUAAAGUGUCCCCCUUCAGAAGAAAGAAGGAGAAAUUGAGAUCACAGAAUGAAAUAAAAGCUAUUAUGAAUUAUAUCAAUUUGAACGAUGGUGAAAGGGAAACCAAUGCGUUUCCUUCCAUGGUUCAAUUCUAUAAAUUUAGAAACCCCUUCAUCUUGAAUUCCCAUGUGGAUCCAUGCGUACGUGUCCCCAAGAGUGUGAUAUAUCCGAAGAGGAAGAUAAAUAUGGGCAUCCCAGUGAGUCAACCAAAGAGGAAGAUAAGGAAACAGAAAUCAAUUACGAUAAAGAGGGGGGCGAGUUCCAAGAAGCAAAAUAUACCGCCCACACCAAAGAGGAAUCUAGUUAAGAGAUCCAAAUCGUGUCCCAGUCGAAUUAUUAGGCGAAAUCGAGCAACGUUGUCUAAUAGCGACAAAGAAAGACGUAAGUUGAUACGGCUUUGGCGAGAGUACCUCGCAUUGGUCAUUUGGAGGCGGUUAAACCUCAGACUGUCACUACUGGUAGACCCGGGAUACUCCAACUCAUCAGCAUCCCCUAAGACCCCAUCCAAAGCAUCGUCCAUCUCAUCGUCUUCUUCCAACAUAUACAAGAAGACACCAACACCGGCACAACGUAACGCGCUAUCCAGCGCCGGCAUUGGAAUAUUGAAGAAAACCAUGGAAUAUUCCAACUAA
Molecule: messenger RNA, 954 nt
Organism: Naumovozyma castellii
Lineage: Eukaryota; Fungi; Ascomycota; Saccharomycetes; Saccharomycetales; Saccharomycetaceae
Gene: NIS1
Product: Nis1p
Exons: 1
Coding region: 1-954 (317 amino acids)
Source: RefSeq, a predicted model, not a curated record